AUGGAGAGUUGGAGACUGAAGAGGGAGGUCAAGGAGAGGUACCGGCAUGUGGGAAGGGAGGCGCAACCGGACAUCACCGGCGGUGGCUGCGGCGGCGGCGGGGAGUUCAUCCUGCUUCCUAGUUCCCUGACCAGAGAAUGGGGACGGAUUCUGCGGUCCAUCCCGGGACAGCCAUGGGCCGACGACGGCGGCGGCGACGACUUCCACGGCGCGUCCUUCGCCGGCGCGGUGUUCAACCUGUCCACCACCAUCGUCGUCGCGGGCAUCAUGGCGCUCCCGGCCACCAUGAAGGUGCUCGGCCUCGCCCCGGGUCUCGUCCUCAUCGUGCUCGCCGCGCUGCUCACCGACGCCUCCAUCGAGCUCCUCGUGCGCUUCAGCCGCGCCGCGGGCGUCAAGUCCUACGGCAAGGCCAUGGGCGACGCAUUCGGGCCGCUCGGCAGGGGGUUCCUCCAGUUCUGCGUCGUCGUCAACAACCUCGGCGUCAUGGUCGUCUACAUGAUCAUCAUCGGUGACGUGCUCUCUGGAACCUCCUCCAGCGGCGUUCACCACCAUGGUGUAAUAGAAGGAUGGUUCGGCCCCAACCGGUGGAACGGACGCUUCGCCAUCCUCACGAUCACAACUCUCGGCGUGUUCGCUCCGCUCGCAUGUUUCAAGCGCGUUGACUCGCUGAGAUUCACGUCUGCUGUAUCGGUUGCUCUGGCCGUUGUGUUCGUCGUGAUCACCGCCGGGAUCGCCAUCUUCAAGCUGGCGAGAGGACAGAUUCCGAUGCCUCAGCUGUUCCCCGAUGUCCAUGACUGGCCGUCCAUCUGGAGGCUCUUCACGGCUGCUCCAGUUCUUGUCACCGCUUACAUUUGCCACUACAACGUUCACCCUAUUUGCAAGGAGCUCAGGGACACUCUGCAGAUCAGGCCUAUAGUGCGCACGUCCUUGCUGCUGUGCUCCGCCGUGUACAUCACCACCAGCUUCUUCGGCUUCCUCCUGUUCGGCGACUCGACGCUCGACGACGUCCUCGCCAACUUCGACUCCAACCUCGGCAUCCCCUACAGCUCCUUCUUCAACGACGCCGUCAGGGUGAGCUACGUGCUCCACCUCAUGCUCGUCUUCCCCAUCGUGUUCCAGGCGCUGCGCCUCAACAUGGACGGCCUCCUGUUCCCGUCGGCGCGGCCGCUCUCCUGCGACAACCGGAGGUUCGGCGUGCUCACAGCGGCGCUCCUCGCGGUGAUCUUCCUCGCCGCCAACUUCAUCCCGAACAUCUGGGACGCCUUCCAGUUCACCGGAGCGACAGCUUCCGUCUGCGUUGCCUACAUUUUUCCCGCGGCGAUGACGCUAAGGGAUCGUCAUGGGAUAGCAAGGAAGAGAGACAGGGUCCUGGCAGUGUUCAUGAUUGUUCUUGCUGUGGUGGCAAACGCGGUGGCCGUGUACAGCGACGCUUGCUCGUGACCUUAAUGGCAACCACAGGGCCAGGUCAAGCGAACGUCAUUAUCUAAAUUAGUCAGCGAUGAAAUUAACCACUGUAGCUGUGUAUAAGAAGCAUCACAUUUCUUGUUUUUUUUUUCUAAAUGAACCGGCACGAGACGCCAAUGUCUAUAGCUUGAUAAAGAAACUAAAAUAGUUAUAGGCUACAACCCCUAGGGGCAAGGUAACAAAUCAUGUAGUUACAGCUCAAGACAAAGCUUGAAGUAAACGCCCAUGCAAGGAACAACUUUGCUUAAACGCCCAUGCAAGUUACCAUCUGUUCGAAUGGGUGAAUGGAUUGGUGCAAUUGAACUUCAUUAAUGCUUUGAGAUUUCAACAAUGUUUCUUGCGAGCUAUCAAUGCUACGGGUGAAGA
Molecule: messenger RNA, 1830 nt
Organism: Setaria italica (foxtail millet)
Lineage: Eukaryota; Viridiplantae; Streptophyta; Magnoliopsida; Poales; Poaceae
Product: amino acid transporter AVT6A
Exons: 6
Coding region: 1-1440 (479 amino acids)
Biological process (GO): amino acid transmembrane transport
Molecular function (GO): amino acid transmembrane transporter activity
Source: RefSeq, a predicted model, not a curated record